AUGUCCACUUCGAUACCGAAAUUCAAACUGAACACCGGAGCGCAGAUUCCUGCGAUAGGUUUAGGUACCUGGCAGUCCAAGCCCGGGGAAGUCCAAAGAGCCGUUGAGCAUGCCAUUGAAGUUGGAUAUCGCCAUAUCGAUGCUGCAUACUGCUACGACAACGAAGAUGAGGUUGGUAAGGGCCUCAAGGCCGCCCUCGCUUCGGGCAAAGUUAAACGGGAGGACAUCUUUGUGACCACGAAGCUGUGGUGCACUUACCACACUCGGGUUGAACAGAACUUAGACCUCAGCUUGAAGGCAUUGGGUCUUGAAUAUGUCGAUCUUUACCUUUUGCACUGGCCGGUCGCUAUGAAUCCAAACGGAAACGACGAAAGGUUUCCGAAACACCCCGAUGGUUCGCGCGAUGUGACCGCUGAACGAUCACACGUCGACACCUAUAAGGACAUGGAGAGACUCGUGGCAACGGGCAAGACGAAGGCCAUCGGCGUCGCAAACUAUAGCGUCCGAUAUCUCGAAGAACUCCUCCCCAAAGCUUCCAUCGUCCCUGCGGUGAAUCAGAUCGAGAACCAUCCCUUGUUACCCCAGCAAGAAAUCGUCGAUUUCUGCAGCAACAAGGGCAUACACGUCACUGCAUACAGCCCUCUUGGAAGUUCAGGCGGCCCGCUUCUCCAGCUACCGGCGAUUCAAAGGCUAGCAGAGAAGAAGAGUGCCUCGCCUGCCGCGGUAUUACUCAGCUGGCAUGUGUCCAACGGCCGCUCCGUGCUGGCUAAGUCUGUUACGCCCAGUCGAAUCGAAGAAAAUUUGAACUUGGUGGACUUGGAUGAAUCAGAUCUCCAGGAAAUCGAUGAUGUUAUUGAGACUUGCAAGAGGACUACGGGCUUCACUCGCUACGUAUAUCCACCAUUUGGUGUUGAUUUCGGCUUCCUGGAUAAGUCUUAG
This is a messenger RNA of Ilyonectria robusta, 939 nucleotides long. RefSeq names its product aldo/keto reductase family protein. Lineage: Eukaryota; Fungi; Ascomycota; Sordariomycetes; Hypocreales; Nectriaceae. The record is from RefSeq and is a predicted model, not a curated record. Gene Ontology annotation, cellular component: cytosol. The transcript has 4 exons. The coding region runs from base 1 to 939 and encodes 312 amino acids. Gene Ontology annotation, molecular function: aldose reductase (NADPH) activity.